AUGAACUCCCUCACGACAACUGAAAAGCCCUUAGAACCUCCAUUAAACCAACGGAUAGGAGAUGCCGACGAGUCUCCCGGCCCAAGGGACAAACAACCCUCAUCCCCUCCACGAGCCAUUCACGGCUGGCGCUGGGCUGUAGCAUACGCCGCCAUGCUCUCAACGACCUUCCUCUUCGCCCUCGACAACACCAUCGUCGCCGACAUCCAGCCCGCCAUCAUCAGCGACUUCGGCAGCGUCGAGCUCCUCCCCUGGGUCGGCACCGGCUUCGCCCUCGGCACCAUGGCCAUCCUCCCCUGGGGCAAAGCGUACGGCGUCCUCAACAACAAGUGGGCGUACGUCGCCAGCAUCCUCCUCUUCGAGGCGGGGAGCGCCGUCUGCGGCGCCGCCCCGACCAUGGACGCCUUAAUCAUCGGCCGUGUCGUUGCCGGAGUCGGUGGCUCGGGCAUGUACUCCGGGACGCUGACGUACGUCUCCGUCCUGACCUCAGCGCGCGAGAAGCCCGCCUACCUGGCCGGGAGCACUGUCGUCUGGGGGAUCGGGAGUGUUCUUGGCCCUGUGGUUGGCGGCGCAUUCGCCGAGAGCGCUGCGACGUGGAGAUGGGGCUUCUAUAUCAAUCUCGUCAUCGGAGCCAUAUUUGCCCCUGCGUACCUUCUUCUCUUCCCCGCCGUCGACCCCCAGCCGGCCAAAUCAACAUGGGAGAGGCUCGCGAUGAUCGACUGGGCCAUGACCGUCAUCUUCCUCGCUGGUGCGGCAUGCCUGACACUUGCCAUCUCCUUCGGCGGUGUCGUGUACUCGUUCAGCUCAGGCACGAUGAUUGCCCUGUGGAGUGUCACCGGAGUUCUCCUAAUCGUAGCUGUGGCGGUGGCCAAGCUUCAUCCGGGCGUGAGCAAAGAAAACCGGCUUUACCCAGUACACUUCUUGCGCCGGCCCAUCUUGGUGCUCAUGCAAGCUCAGGUGUUCUUGUCUUCGGGCAUUGUGCUUGCGAUGACUUAUUACGUUCCGCUCUAUUUCCAAUUUGUAAGAGGUGAUGGGCCUCUAGACGCUGGUGUGAGGUUACUGCCCCUCGUCAUCUUCUUGGUCGUCUUUUCCAUGAUCAACGGUGUCUUCAUGCCCCGACUCCCCUAUUACGGGCCGUGGUAUAUCGUCGGAAGUGUGCUGGUUCUCGUCGGUUCCGCUCUAAUGUGCACGGUGGGGGGAAAUUCUCCCAACGCACCCAUUUACGGCUUCAUGAUCCUCGUAGGCGCAGGAGCGGGCUGUUACAUUGUUGCAGGGUUCGCCAUUGUUCAAUCUCUCGUCCCUGCGGGCGACACGGCCAACGCUGUCGGGGCGAUGACAAUUUCACAGGACCUUGGCAUGGUCCUCUUUCUUGCCAUUGCUGGGUCAUUGUUCCAGAAUAUCGCCCUCGACAAGAUCAUGAGGGUGCUGCCCAACACCGCAGCGAGCGAGAUCGUGCAGUUGAUGGCAGGAACGAAAAGCCCGGCAUAUUUGCGACUUUCCCCAGAGGAGCAGUCACUGGUCGUGCCCGAAAUCACCGCGUCGAUGAAGAUCAUUUGGGUUUUCUUCACAGUAGCAGCUGCGAUCAGCUUUCUGCUCUCGUUGCCCCUCAUUAAGCAGAGGCUACGCCAGCGCGUAGGAUAA
Molecule: messenger RNA, 1641 nt
Organism: Clonostachys rhizophaga
Lineage: Eukaryota; Fungi; Ascomycota; Sordariomycetes; Hypocreales; Bionectriaceae
Source: the annotation of a GenBank genome assembly